AUGAAGCAACUUGUUGCAUCCCUGUUGCGGAUCAUCACGGCGGCGGAAUCCAAGCGCAGCUUGAGUUUGUGCAGCUCGGUGCAGUCUGAACUGGAGAGCCAUGAGUCCCUGGAGCCUGAACACACACUGCCUGUCCUGACACACCACAGCCAGCUGCUGGGCGAAGAUCACCUGCUCAAGGUGACCCACUGCUCCUGUCAGAGAGGCAGGCCCCAACUUGCUUCUCACAUGCCUCCAAAGACCCAGGGGAACACAGCUAACCUGGACAGCCCAGCGCUGCUGGUCGUCAAAGACAUGUUCACAAAGGUGUUUGGGGCUUUCUGCUCAGAUCUGUUCAGCAGUAAAUAUUUCUACGGCACAGGCCAGACCUUCUUGUUCAGCUUCGGUCCUGAUUUCCAGCAAUACAAGUGGAGUGGAGAGAACUCCUACUCUGUGAGUGGCAGCAGGGAACCUCUGCAGAUUGGUGCAGGAGGGGGCGGAUUUGCCCUCUGGCUGGACGCAGAUUUGUGCCGUGGUGCGAGCUUUUCCUUCCCCACCUUCCACAACGCUCCUCUAUCCACGCACGAGGACUUCAACGUUCUGGACAUCGAAGUUUGGACCGUGCAGGGACUGAAUGGCAGCGUCAAGCAAACCAGGUUUCUUCUCUGAGGCUGCGAUGCCUCAAAACCCAACCAGAGUGGAGCAUCAGCUCUCUCCACUGCACCUGCAUGAGAGCAUCCCACAUGUUGCACAAAGCCUAAGAGACUGGUUCUGCGGACCGGUUCUGCGAGUUCGUACUCUGGUCGGUUGAAAUGCGACUCCUAGAGACUAGAGGAAACAUGAAAAGCUCAUUGCGAAACUGGCGGAGGAGCCGUUAAAAGCUUUGUCCUGUUGUGGCCAGCUUUGAUUGUGUCACGCAACACGAGGUGUCUUGUGAAAGUCUUUUAACAUUUUCUAUUUAUUUUCACUUAACGGGAAUGACUUCAUUACUCGUAGGUUUAAAAUGCACUUGCAGGAGAGAACAGUUGCAGAACAGUAUUUGCUUGUGGCCUUAAGUGAAAUGAUUAAUUUUAUGAUGCAGACACUGUAAUAGGAGAGGAGGUAAAUCUGUGCAUCUGCGCUAAACCAGUGAAAAACCAGUGAAAAAACCCAAAAAGCACAAUAAAACUGUUAUGACUAGAGACUGAGGCACAAAACUUAAGAGUUAAUGGCCACUGCUCUUCUCCUAAAUGCCCUUUGUUCGUUUAAGGAUUCCUUUUAGGGAAAUACGUAUUUUGCACAUUUUUGCAAUGUUUUAAUUUUUAAAUACAUGUGUAUACAUCUAUUUUUUCUUUCUUUUUUAAAAAUGCACUUAAGCAAGCAAGCUCUUUCGAGUGUCUUUCUGGUUGUUUUUACUUGAAUGUUUACAUGUCAGAUGAGGUGGUGCUGACACUGUCACUGUUAAAGUCUAAAUAAAUGAAAACGUAGUUCUAUUUACUGUUAA
Xiphophorus couchianus (Monterrey platyfish) is the source of this 1462-nucleotide messenger RNA. RefSeq names its product nuclear receptor coactivator 7-like. The record is from RefSeq and is a predicted model, not a curated record. NCBI's taxonomy places the organism in Eukaryota, Metazoa, Chordata, Actinopteri, Cyprinodontiformes, Poeciliidae. Gene Ontology annotation, cellular component: nucleus. Gene Ontology annotation, biological process: response to oxidative stress; regulation of transcription by RNA polymerase II.